Rasamsonia emersonii CBS 393.64 is the source of this 978-nucleotide messenger RNA. Its product is annotated as endo-arabinase. The transcript is spliced from 2 exons. Gene Ontology annotation, molecular function: hydrolase activity, hydrolyzing O-glycosyl compounds. Bases 1 to 978 code for a protein of 325 amino acids. Lineage: Eukaryota; Fungi; Ascomycota; Eurotiomycetes; Eurotiales; Trichocomaceae. Gene Ontology annotation, biological process: carbohydrate metabolic process. The record is from RefSeq and is a predicted model, not a curated record.
AUGCGGCCUUCGAUAUUCUUUUCCUCACUGGCAUCUGCCUUGGCCAUCCUGCCAGCGACUUGGGCAUCGCCCUUGACGAAGCGUACCGGGCCCAGGCUGGCCAUCAAUGCCGACUUCCCCGACCCCAGCUUCGUCCAGCACACCGACGGGACGUGGUAUGCCUUUGGCACCAACGGCAACGGCAAGCACAUCCAGGUAGCGCACUCGCCCGACUUCCAGACCUGGACGCUGCUGGACGUGGACGCCCUGCCGACGUUGGCCGGCUGGGAGACGGACGUGGACCAUUGGGCGCCUGACGUGAUUCGACGGAAUGACGGCAAGUACGUGCUGUACUACUCAGGCGAGGCCAAGGAGAUGGUGCGACAUCACUGCGUGGGCGUCGCCGUCUCUGUCGGGACCGACCCGGUAGGCCCGUACAUUCCACAGGAGAACCCGUUCGCAUGCCAUCUGGACCAGGGUGGCGCCAUUGAUCCGUCCGGCUUCCUCGACAAAGACGGCUCUCGCUACGUCGUCUACAAGAUCGACGGAAACAGCGUCGGCCACGGCGGCGACUGCAACAACGGAGUCCCGCCCCUCGUGCCGACGCCCAUCAUGCUGCAGAAGGUCGCCGACGACGCCAUCACGCCGGUGGGCGACGCCGUCCAGAUCCUGGAUCGCGAUGAGAGCGACGGUCCGCUGGUCGAGGCGCCCAACCUGAUUCUGAAAGACGGCACCUAUUUCCUGUUCUACUCGACGCAUUGCUUCACGGAUCCCAAGUACGACGUGCGCUAUGCGAUAGCCUCGUCCAUCACGGGCCCGUACACGAAGACAGGGGUGCAGCUGGUCAAGACGGGCGACUACGGCCUGACGUCGCCGGGAGGAGGCACGGUGUGCGGCUGCGGUGAUCGGAUGCUCUUCCACGGCUUCUGCAACAACAACGAGCGAUGCACGUAUGCGGCGGAUCUCGGUAUCUCGGGGACAACAAUCAACUUUGCCUGA